UGCCAGAAUGCAGCAACCCGUGCGCGCCUCGCAGCCACCGUAGAGGAAGAACGCCCUCCGUGCCCCACAGAGCUUCUCGUCUUCCAGCCGGCACACUCGCCAACACGAUGGCUGAAGGAGGCGGACCGGACUCGGGCGGCUCAGCGGACUCCGACUCGGAGGUGCCAGCCGCAUCCACGGAAAACCAAAAACAGACUAUUGGUUCUCUAAUGAAGACCACGCUGAGGAAGGGCGACGAAUGGUAUCUAGUGGACAGCCGCUGGUUUAAACAGUGGAAGAAAUAUGUGGGCUUCGACAACUGGGACAUGUACAAUGUUGGAGAGCGUAGCCUCUAUCCAGGACCCAUUGAUAACUCAGGCCUGUUUUCGGACCAGGACAAACAGGUCCUGAAAGACCACCUUAUAGAUGAGUUGGACUAUGUCCUUGUGCCCACUGAGGCAUGGAAUAAGCUUGUCAGCUGGUACAGCUGCCUGGGUGUCCAAAGACCCAUUGUCAGGAAGGUUGUUGAACAUGGAAUGUUUGUCAAACACUGCAAGGUGGAGGUCUACCUGCUGGAGUUGAACCUGUGUGAGAAUGAUAACAUGGACAUUGUGGUUACACGCCACUUCAGCAAAGCUGACACUAUUGAUACCAUUGAGAAAGAGAUGAGGACACUGUUCAAUAUUCCACGUGAAAAGGAAACAAGGCUCUGGAACAAAUAUAUGAGCAAUACCUAUGAGCAACUGAACAAGCCUGACAGCACUGUACAGGAUGCUGGCCUCUUCCAGGGGCAGGUGCUUGUGAUUGAGCGCAGAAAUGAAGAUGGAACGUGGCCCAGACAAGCCUCUCAUCCCAAGUCCAGUACAACCCCAUCUAGGACUUUCACCACCUCCCCAAAACUCUCCUCCAGCUCUUCCGCCAGUAUCUCUUCCGCCGUCAUCAAUGGAAACAGCACUUGCGGUGCCGGUUACACGCUGAACAACAGCACCACGACUGGCAGCAGCCUCGGGGGUUAUAACUCCUACAGCUCCUCUUACAACUAUAGAGACUCCCAGUCCCAGCCUGGCCUAUGUGGUCUCAGUAAUCUAGGCAACACGUGCUUCAUGAACUCUGCUCUCCAGUGCCUGAGCAAUGCGUCACCGCUCACCGAAUAUUUCCUCAACGACCAGUACGAGGCCGAGAUUAACCGAGGCAAUCCCCUGGGAAUGCGGGGCGAGAUUGCAGAAGCCUACGCUGAUUUGGUGAAGCAGAUGUGGCUCAGUCGGAGCAGCUCUGUGGUCCCACGUACCUUCAAAACCCAGGUGGGGCGCUUUGCUCCCCAAUUUUCCGGCUUUCAGCAGCAGGAUUCCCAAGAGCUAUUGGCCUUCUUGCUCGACGGACUCCAUGAAGAUCUGAACCGUGUAAAGAAGAAGCCUUAUCUGGCCCAAAGGGAUGCUGAGGGCCGUCCUGAUGAGAUAGUCGCAACGGAAGCCUGGAAAAACCAUCGCUUACGCAACGAUUCAGUCAUCGUCGACAUCUUUCAUGGCCUCUUCAAAUCCACUCUGGUGUGUCCAGAGUGCUCUAAGGUGUCUGUGACCUUCGACCCCUUCUGCUACCUCACUCUGCCUCUGCCCAUGAAGAUCGACCGAACCAUGGAGGUCGUCCUUGUGCGAUCAGACCCGCAGUCCAGACCUACACAUUACCGAGUUGUGGUUCACAAACUGGGCACAGUGACGGAUUUGUGCAGCGCCUUGUGCAGACUCUGUGGAAUUCCUCCAGAAAAUAUGGUGGUGGCUGAUGUUUAUAAUCAUAGGUUCCAUAAAAUUUACAGAAGGGACGAUAGCCUCAAUCAAAUUAUGGAUAAAGAUGACAUCUAUGUGUAUGAAGUGCAGGAGGAGAAUGGCGAGACGAUGAACCUCCCAGUCUAUUUUAGGGAGCGACAUUCUAAACAUGCCGGAAGCUCCUCCAGCACCACGCUGUUCGGCCAGCCUCUAGUCAUCACCGUGCCCCGGCAAAACCUCAUUGCAGACGUUCUUUAUGAGAAGAUCCUUCAGAGGAUUGGGCGUUAUGUAAAACAUCCACUGAGCGUGGGGAUUGAAAGCAGAGCCUCGGCUUCAGCCACCUUUGCCAGCUGCAGUCAAGUUGCUGAAUGUUCCACGUCAUCUGUUGGCAAUGCCAGUCUGGGUGGCUGCAGCAGUCCUCUGUCGGACGGGGCCACCUGCAGCGCCAGCUCCAGUAAUGGCAGCAACCACUCGGGGACUUGCACUGAAACCAACGGCGUAUAUGAUGGUGAGGAAGAGGCCAUGGACCAUCAAGUGAGUCCAGAGCCACAUCACGGCCAGCCUGAGAAGGAGGAAGAGGAGGCAUCCGAUUUGGAAAACGGGCCGAAAGAGGACGAAGCCAAGACUAGUUCCGUAACGGCCAAGCUCUUCACAUUCAGCGUUGUCAACUCUUACGGAACAGCCAACAUCAGCCCUCUGCCGUGUGACGGAAACGUCCUCAAACUUAAUCCACACUCCACUGUGGCCAUCGACUGGGACCCCGACUGCAGGGAGAUGUGUUAUGAUGAACAGGAAGCAGAGGCAUUUGAGAAGCAUGAUAGCAUGCUCCAGCCCCAGAAAAAGAAAGCCACCGUGGCUCUGAGAGAAUGCAUCGAGCUCUUCACAACCAUGGAGACACUUGGAGCUCAUGAUCCAUGGUACUGUCCCACGUGCAAGAAACACCAGCGGGCCACGAAGAAGUUCGACCUCUGGUCGUUGCCUCGUAUCCUGGUCGUUCACCUGAAGCGCUUCUCUUACAACAGAUGCUGGAGGGACAAACUAGACACUGUGGUGGAUUUUCCCAUCAGGGAUCUGAACAUGUCAGAGUUUUUAUGUGACCCCAAGGCUGGGCCUCACACGUAUGACCUUGUCGCUGUGUCCAACCAUUAUGGAGGAAUGGGUGGAGGCCACUACACGGCGUACGGCAAGAAUAAAGUGGACGGAAAGUGGUAUUACUUUGAUGACAGCAGUGUGUCGGCUUCCUCGGAGGACCAGAUUGUGACUAAAGCAGCCUACGUGCUGUUCUAUCAGCGCCGGGAAGAAGAAGGUCAGCCCUGCCCCUCGCUGGGAGGAGCCGCUGCUGACGACCACAUGGACUUGAAUUGAAAACAUCACGGCAAACUGACACGCAGAAGCUGCUUUCGUGGCAAGACUAUCAAUGUUGUCCCCACCAUAACAAUAUCCUCUUUUAUUCAAAUCUACAAUGUUGUCAGCUGACCCUUGUGAGGAUAAGAUGAUUAGAAAAUGGAUGGAUGUUGUCAGCUGACCCAAGAGAGUAAUAAGUAAAGCUACGUAGUUAGUUAAGAGGUGAUAAACGGUCACUCUGGAUGACCAAAAGCUUGAUGCCCUCUUUGAAGCAGUACGAAUAUUUUCUAAAAGCCAAAUGCGAAGCUCAUCUCGACCAAAGUGUUCUGAGGUGCGAAUGAAAGUUCAUUUUAAUGAGCCUGCUGUGAGAUACCAACUCCACUUUUUCUGGACAUGACUUUGGCUCUGCUGUCUCCGAAACCAAAACAAGCAGCAACCCCCCACAGGCACGCAACCUCGGUUGUGUGCAAAAAGCGGCCUUUAGUUUGCUGCUACAUGAGGAGGCACUUUGAUUUGUGAAUACAACAUCUACCUGCUUCUGGUAUCCAGCCUGGGCAUUCAGGGUUGUUAUCUGUCAUAGAAUUUCGAGGCACUAACAGCUUGUGAUAAAUCAUUUAAAUGAAUGCACCGCUGUCUUGAAAAGGCUACAUUGUUUGAUAUCUGACAAGCACAUCAAAUUAGGAGACAUAAAGUAGAGCUUUAUUGAAAAAGAUUUAUCGUCCUGGUUAGUCUGCAUAUUAUUCGAGGGAGGCAGGACCAGCAGCAUCCAUUCAUUGAUCUUACUCCAAUGUCCUAGACGGACGGAAUAGAUUCUCUUUAUAUCCGACUUGCCUAUAAUUAAAAAAAAUCCAUUUCAGCACAGUUUGUGGAUGUUGGAAUGUGCCGUUGAUUCUAAGGCACCUAAAGUUUUUGUCGUGGCAAUUAAAUGACUGGUCGUCAUCACAGAGUUCUUCUACUGGGCAAACACCACUGCUUUCCAGAUGCCACUGACAUGUUUGACCUUUGGGUCACUAAAUCCAAAAGAAUCCAACCUAACUGAAGAGAUGUAAAUAAUCACACUAUUUUAAAUAGGUGUAAACAUUCUUGUCCUCAUAUUUAUCAUGCUGAUAUCUACAGGAUUUGUUUUUAAAUGGAAAAUAUUUGAAGUCAAACCACAAUAAAGACUGGAUGCCUCAA
Messenger RNA from Hippocampus zosterae (dwarf seahorse), 4259 nucleotides. It is a transcript of the gene usp4, whose product is annotated as ubiquitin specific peptidase 4 (proto-oncogene). The transcript has 22 exons. Gene Ontology annotation, biological process: protein deubiquitination. Bases 108 to 3104 code for a protein of 998 amino acids. Lineage: Eukaryota; Metazoa; Chordata; Actinopteri; Syngnathiformes; Syngnathidae. The record is from RefSeq and is a predicted model, not a curated record. Gene Ontology annotation, molecular function: cysteine-type deubiquitinase activity.